GGUAUGCAAAGGAGGCGUUGCACGUUUCAGAAAAACGACUUCUUCCCGGAGGAGUCGUUUAAGAGUUGGAGCAACUAUGGGCAGUCGCUAAAAAAUACUCCGCAGAGGCUGAAGGAUCGGAUCUUAACGCGAUCCAGUGAGCACGAGGAAGUGGUGGAGAUGAAGGCGAGGAGUGGCCACGAGAUGAAGAGGACUCUAAAUUGGUGGGAUCUCAUGUGGUUGGGUGUCGGAUGUGUCAUCGGCGCCGGAAUAUUCGUUCUCACCGGAGUCGAGGCCAGAGAGGUUGUCGGUCCCGCGGUGAUAUUGUCUUAUGUGGUUUCUGGUGUCUCCACCUCGCUCUCAGUCUUUUGUUACACCGAGUUUGCUGUCGAAAUUCCCGUUGCCGGUGGGUCAUUUUCCUACUUAAGAGUUGAGCUAGGAGACUUUGUAGCCUUCAUAGCUGGUGGAAACAUCCUUCUAGAAUAUGUAGUAAGUUGUGCCGCUGUAGCACGGUCAUGGACCUCAUACUUUGCCACCCUUUGCAACAAAAGCCCUGAUGAUUUUCGCAUAGUGGUCCAUAACAUGAACCCUGAUUAUGGCCACCUUGACCCUAUAGCAGUUGCAGUCCUUAUAAUAAUAUGCCUGAUUAUAGUCUACACCACCAAAGGCUCUUCAGUCUUCAACUACAUUGCCUCAGUGGUUCACAUGAUCAUCAUUGUCUUCAUUAUCAUUGCUGGUCUCAUCCAUGCCAAACCUGAAAAUUAUGUGCCCUUUGCUCCCUAUGGUGUUAGGGGUAUAUUCCAAGCUUCAUCCGUGCUUUACUUUGCUUAUGUGGGCUUUGAUGCUGUUUCAACCAUGGCUGAAGAGACCAAGAACCCAUCAAGGGACAUUCCAAUUGGUCUUCUUGGUGCAAUGGUGAUUACCACAGUGGCAUAUUGCUUGCUAGCAGCCACACUAUGCCUUAUGCAACCUUACAAUAGAAUUGACAUAGAUGCACCUUUUUCAGUUGCGUUCAGUGAUAUAGGGUGGGAUUGGGCCAAGUAUAUUGUUGCAUUUGGUGCUUUGAAAGGGAUGACCUCUGUGUUGUUGGUGAGUGCAGUGGGUCAAGCUCGUUAUUUAACCCACAUUGCACGCACCCACAUGAUGCCCCCUUGGUUUGCUCAUGUGGAUGAGAAGACUGGGACACCUGUGAAUGCUACAAUUGCAUUGAUUGUGGCCACAGCUAUAAUUGCUUUUUUCACUGAACUUGAAAUUCUCUCUAACCUCUUGUCAAUUUCCACUCUCAUCAUCUUCAUGUUAGUUGCAGUUGCCCUCAUUGUGCGUAGGUACUAUUCAAGUGGGGUGACAACAAAGGAGAACCAAAUCAAGCUCAUAGUGUUUCUUGUGUUAAUUAUGGGCUCUUCAUGUGGCGCUUCAUGUUAUUGGGCACUUAGUAAUGGUUGGAUUGGCUAUGCUAUAUUUGGAUUUAUUUGGGUUGUGUCUACUGGAGGGCUUUGGUUUCUUGUUCCACAAAUGAAGCAGCCAAAAGUUUGGGGCGUGCCUUUAGUUCCAUGGCUACCUUCGAUAUCUAUUUUUGCUAACAUAUUUCUUCUUGGAUCAAUAGAUAAAGAUUCAUUUAUCAGGUUUGGUAUCUGGACAGUACUUCUCUUGGUUUACUAUAUCCUCUUUGGGUUACAUGCUUCAUAUGACACAGCUAAGGAAUUUAAGACAGAAAGUAUCGUUGAAAAGGAGUUAGUUUGA
Messenger RNA from Abrus precatorius (Indian licorice), 1719 nucleotides. Its product is annotated as cationic amino acid transporter 1-like. Gene Ontology annotation, biological process: transmembrane transport; amino acid transport. Lineage: Eukaryota; Viridiplantae; Streptophyta; Magnoliopsida; Fabales; Fabaceae. Gene Ontology annotation, molecular function: L-lysine transmembrane transporter activity; L-glutamate transmembrane transporter activity. The transcript has 2 exons. Bases 4 to 1719 code for a protein of 571 amino acids. The record is from RefSeq and is a predicted model, not a curated record. Gene Ontology annotation, cellular component: plasma membrane.